GUGAGUUAUGAGAGACAUCUGGAAGGCUCAGGUCAUAGAACGUGCGUGAUGAAACAUGUAAAUUUGGUAUGAGUGGUAAAAAGCCAGCAUCAACUAGCUUUGAUCAGAAAGACAGAAAAUCAGACACAUCUAGGUCUGUUCCUUCAACCAAGAAGCGUUUACUUCAAACGAACAUUAAUGAAUUCUUGUCAACAAACAAGAAAAAAAAGAAUUAUAAGAGUGAAAACAAGUAUUGUGCAAUUUCUGAAGAAGAAAUGAGCCAAGAAGAGUCUAGAGAGAAAAAACUUCAACGUGAUGUUUUAGCUUCAGCUGCAGAAAGAAGGAUUACUUCCAGUCAAAACAGUUGUUCACCAGUACACAGCAUCACUGAAAUAUUAAAUGAUGUUCCUGUUGAAUCCCAGGUUUGUAAGUCUUUAUCUGAAGAGAAGAAGGAAAAUGAAAAUUCUUCAUUUGAACAAGAAAUUCUGACUGUAGCAUCCAGCUCUCAGUCACAGGAUUCGUGUGAUUUGUUCCCAAACACUAGUUCAGAUGUAGCUGACUAUCCCAAAAACCUGUUCUCAGCAUCUAAAACCUUUCCUCAGGAGGCAUUCCUAUGUUACUUCAAUGUGGCUCCUAACUGCUCAGCUUCUCUACCUCGUCUGCAACCAGAACCGUUUCAUACAGUUCUCUUUCAUCCAUGGAUUCAACCUGGUGUUGUCCCAAGACCUUUUCCUGAAAAAUACAGAGAUAAAUGGGAUUGUAAUCAUGUGAGGAUGCCAUGCUCUCCAGAAAAUCUUUAUCCUGUGAAAACUCCAGGUAGUGGCAGAAAAGUUCAAAGUCGAUGGGAACUAAUACAAAAAACACUAAGUGCUCCUAUCAUGUCAUCUUGGGAUUUAGAAGAAGCCAUACUGAACUACAACAGCCAGUAUUCAAAGAGAUGGGAUUUUCGAGGACUACAUACUUUUUUUACUGAAGUACUUAAUUAUCAAAAUGGGGCAGAGUUUUUUUCAUCAGUUUUACCUGGAAUCAUAGACCUUGCCCUUCAUUUACCAGAUAUUUGUACCCAGCCUAUCCCCCUGCUUACUAAACAUAGGAACCAUUCCAUCACACUAAGCCAGAAGCAGAUAGCUUCUUUACUGGCAAAUGCUUUCUUAUGCACUUUUCCACGACGAAAUUCCCAAAAGAGGGAUUCUGAAUACUCAACUUUUCCAGACAUCAACUUCAACAGGUUAUUUGCUGGAGUUAAAAAUGGUGUAAACAAAAGAGGAGCUGAAAAACUAAAAUGCUUAAUCAAUUAUUUUAAGAGAGUGACAGGUAAAGAGCCAACAGGUACAGUUACCUUCAUGCGUAAGUACCUUGUAAAUGCACCGGAUUGGGAGAACUCAACACAGAAAUUGAGUAGGUUUCAAGUCUCUUCCAAAGGUGUAAUAGAAGUAGAAGGUGCUGGGAUGUUACAGGUAGACUUUGCCAACAAGUUUGUUGGAGGUGGGGUACUUGGUCAUGGAUGUGUUCAAGAAGAAAUCCGUUUUGUCAUUUGUCCAGAACUGAUUGUGUCUCGUCUCUUCACUGAACGUCUUAGUGACACAGAAGUGCUUGUUAUUACAGGGGCAGAACAAUACAAUGAGUAUUGUGGGUAUGGAAAUACCUUUAUUUGGUCUGGAGAUUAUAUAGAUUCUACAUCAAGUGACAGCUGGGGUCGAAAAUACACUCAGAUUGUGGCUAUGGAUGCUACACAUUUCUACAAGCCAGAGCAGCAAUAUCAAUAUCACUUUGUCAAGCGAGAAUUGAAUAAGGCAUACUGUGGAUUUUACGAUGACACAGUAGCACCAGAACACCUACCAGCAAUUGCUACCGGAAACUGGGGUUGUGGAGCUUUCCGAGGAGAUCCACGUCUAAAGGCUUUGAUACAGUUGCUUGCUGCUUCAGAAGCACAAAGAGAUAUUUUGUAUUUCACCUUUGGAAAUGAAGAACUGAAAAAUGACAUUGAGGCCAUGUGUGAUUUCCUGUUGCACAAGGAAAUCUUAAUAAGACAGUUAAUCAACAUGCUGAAACUUUACUCCAGGCAACAGCAGAAAGGACAGUUGGUGGUGAGGUUGUUUGACUUCAUUUAUGCAACAUUCAGUGAUUUUAACACAGACACAGAAGAGGAAACAGACAGCCAAAUCACACCUCCAAAGAGUCUUGUAAAUUCUUGUAAGCCUGACUCACCAGACAACUUAAGUAAAGAAUACUUCCUAACUGAAAGAGAGCCUGGUGAGAAGAGAAUGGAAAUACCAAAUGAUGCAUUAAGCUCCAGUGAUACCUGUGGUACAUCUCUUGGACUGACUUUGAAGCAAUUAAAUGUAAAAUAGUGUAAAAUCAGAGGUGAAGAAAUGUAUACUAAUUAAAUGAACUACAAUGAAACUGG
Limulus polyphemus (Atlantic horseshoe crab) is the source of this 2386-nucleotide messenger RNA. RefSeq names its product poly(ADP-ribose) glycohydrolase-like. Gene Ontology annotation, molecular function: poly(ADP-ribose) glycohydrolase activity. The record is from RefSeq and is a predicted model, not a curated record. The transcript has 19 exons. NCBI's taxonomy places the organism in Eukaryota, Metazoa, Arthropoda, Merostomata, Xiphosura, Limulidae. Gene Ontology annotation, cellular component: nucleus; cytoplasm. Gene Ontology annotation, biological process: nucleotide-sugar metabolic process; regulation of DNA repair; carbohydrate metabolic process. Bases 69 to 2330 code for a protein of 753 amino acids.